CUUUGCUCAAUUACUUGGACUCAAAGAGGGCAUCUCCUUCUGUUCAAGAAGCUGCAGCCAAAGCUGUUCUCAAGAGAUUGCUCCUGAGUGCUAUGUACCCAGUUUCCAAUUCAAGAUUGUCCCUCGAUUAAAGGAGCCACAGCUGUAGAAAUUGCAUCUGGCCUCUAUCGGUACUUAAAGUAUUGGUGUGGUGCUCAUGUUUCAUGGGACAAGACUGGUGGAGUUCAGAUAGCUUCCAUCCCCAAGCCAGGAUCACUGCCUCUUGUAAAAGACGAUGGGGUGAUGAUUCAGCGGCCAGUCCCAUGGAACUAUUACCAGAAUGUUGUUACAUCUAGUUGAUUUUAAUAUUAGCAAGGAUGAUUUGAAUGAUUUCUUUGGUGGACCUGCUUUCCUUGCUUGGGCUCGCAUGGGAAAUUUACAUGGGUGGGGUGGACCCUUAACUCAAAAUUGGUUAGAUCAGCAAUUAGCUCUACAGAAACGGAUAUUAUCUCGGAUGCUAGAGCUAGGAAUGACGCCUGUGCUGCCAUCAUUCUCUGGGAACAUUCCAGCAGCCUUGAAGAAGAUAUCUCCUUCAGCAAACAUAACUAAACUUGGAAACUGGAACUCUGUUGAUGCUAAGUGUCGUUGGAGCUGUACUUACCUUCUGGAUCCCUCUGGUCCUUUAUUUGUUGAGAUUGGGGAGGCUUUCAUUAGGCGACAAGUUAAAGGUUAAAUUGAAGUGGAUGAGUUGGUAGAUUGGUCUUGUCAGUCAAAAAUCAUUUUUGUUCAAUGAGGCAUCCAUGCCAACACUGCAUAUGAGAGAAGGAAAUGCAAACGAGGUGGAAAGCAAAGUUGCAUCAAAGUUACAAGCGCGCAAAGGUUUGUUAGUAGCUUCCGACAGGUUAGUACAGUAAAAUAUUUUGCUAAACUCAUCAUUUGAUAGUUCUUAAUGAUCCAAGUUAUUAAGUCAAUUGAGCUACUUUAGAGUAAAAUAACAUUAAAUAGCUUUCAAUGGAUAAAGCAAAAGUAGAAGUAUUAUUACUUCAAUCUUUUUCCUCUUUACAAUUGAUAAAUGUAGGAUUAUAAUUUUUUUUUUCUUUUUUUGGAGUUUAGCAUUUGCUUGUGACUCUUACAGAUUCAUUGGACCAUACUGCUUCAUUUAGUUUCUGUCAAAUAAAAUGCAAGACUAUCAUAUCAUGGUAAUACUAUGACAAUUCCAAUUAUCCACCAGGUAGACGAAACGGGUAGCCACCAGUUGUCAAAGAUACUGCUUUAAAUAAGGCUACAAAUACACUCAAAGCUGAACCUAAACGAAUAAUUCAAGAUGCACUAAACCAAGUGAUGGUGAAACAGGCUACUACUGUCAUGGCCUGUCCAUUAUCUGAAGGUGAUCAAAAUUAAAUUAUCAGAGAGAAAGGAGAGCUGGAGAUUUUGAUUGUGAAUUUGCCACCUUGACAAACUGAGAAGGGCCAGCAUUUUCUGCUGCAGAGUUGCAAAUAAUAAUAAGGUCCAGGCAUUUCACAAACAUUGAGGUCACAUGUCAAGCGGAUACGAAGUUAAUUGCUAUCACCCAGUGGUGCAAUUGGAUGCAGACAAAUCUGUUACUAGCUUAAUGGAAAUUCAUCGACUAUCAAUGUUCUUGCACUUCAAUUCUAUAAGAGAGGGAAACUAUAUACCUAGUUAUUAAUCUAAAAGCUAAUGAGGAACAACUUGAGAUUAGAUCUCAGAGUCUUGCAUGUGUUCAACAAAAGAAAUAAUCCUAGUACACUCUGCAGAGGCACCCUCCCACAACCAAGUGCAAAGCUAAACCUGAAACAAUGUCUCAGCCUUUCAGGGGUAACUGUAGGUGUGCCUCGUCUACAUAGCAUUGUAGUACCAUGCUGGCAGAGGAGAGAGGACAUUGAAGGAGCAAAAUGUUUCGUUCGCAUGUAACAAUGGCCUUGGCCAAUAGAAUUUUACCUGAUGUGGUAUACACUCUUCGCCUUUUCUUUAUAUAAGAGGAAGGAAAACUUGUAUUAAGACA
Molecule: messenger RNA, 2002 nt
Organism: Quercus lobata
Lineage: Eukaryota; Viridiplantae; Streptophyta; Magnoliopsida; Fagales; Fagaceae
Product: alpha-N-acetylglucosaminidase-like
Exons: 8
Coding region: 320-712 (130 amino acids)
Source: RefSeq, a predicted model, not a curated record